AGAAUGGCAACUAACUUUGUGAGCACUUUCAAGACGAUCGUCCAGCUGGCGCUCAUUUUCGUCGUAAUGUGCAGUGAGUGUGCCGCCGGACCACAGCACACUUGCGCCUACCCUGAAACUUGCACCAAUCCGGGUGAAAAUGACCCCAACCACAUCGUGACUUCCACAGCCCAGUACAACGCGACAUCUGGGCAGUGCGAGAACAUCCCGUCGGAGACUGGACCUCACAACUGUCAGAAGUUCCCUACCAUCGCAGACUGCGAGACGAACUGCGGGAAUGCCGGACAGGAAACCAGUGCUGGCCACCCUGAAACACGCAUUGUCAUUGACGACCCCGUGCUGUAA
Messenger RNA from Ixodes scapularis (black-legged tick), 345 nucleotides. RefSeq lists its product as uncharacterized. The transcript is spliced from 3 exons. The record is from RefSeq and is a predicted model, not a curated record. The coding region runs from base 4 to 345 and encodes 113 amino acids. Gene Ontology annotation, molecular function: serine-type endopeptidase inhibitor activity. NCBI's taxonomy places the organism in Eukaryota, Metazoa, Arthropoda, Arachnida, Ixodida, Ixodidae.